AUGAUCCUCAUUAAGGGAGUGUUGCUGUUCAUCUUAGUUGCAAAAUCAUGUUCUUCUGAUGUCAGUGAAGUGGUAACAUGCUCCAACAUAGUACCAGUUAAUCAUCGUACCGACAAGAUUUGUAUAAUAGAUUUUGGUGGUGUUGGUGAUGGAAAAACCCUUAACACCAAUGCAUUCAAAGAAGCUAUUUACAAAAUUAGGCAAUUGUCAGAAAGGGAAGGAGGGGCCACGCUUUAUAUACCUCCAGGGGUGUACUUGACUGAGUCGUUUAAUCUUACUAGUCAUAUGACUCUUUAUCUUGCUGCUGGUGCUGUUAUCAAAGCCACACAGAAUUCUUACAACUGGCCUUUAAUUGCACCAUUGCCAUCUUAUGGAAGAGGAAGGGAGCGACCUGGAGGAAGGUACAUGAGCUUUAUCCAUGGAGAUGGACUUCAAGACGUCGUAAUCACAGGUGAGAAUGGAACGAUUGAUGGGCAAGGAGAUGAGUGGUGGAACAUGUGGAGGAAUAAAACUCUUCAAUUUACCAGACCAGGUCUUGUUGAAUUUGUGAAUUCGAAAGAUAUUAUUAUUACUAAUGUCACCUUCAAGGAUUCCCCAUUCUGGAACAUUCACCCUGUUUACUGCAGCAACAUUGUUGUUAGAUUCGUCACAAUUUUGGCUCCGCACGACUCUCCUAACACUGAUGGCGUUGAUCCAGAUUCAAGUUCGAAUGUUUGCAUAGAAGACUCGUACGUAUCCAGUGGAGACGAUAUUGUGGCAGUGAAGAGUGGAUGGGACGAAUAUGGAAUUUCUUACGGCCGUCCUAGCUCUAACAUUACCAUUCGACGUGUCAACGGAUCAUCUGCAUUUGCCGGGAUUGCUGUCGGCAGCGAAGCAUCAGGAGGAGUUGAGAAUGUACUCGCUGAACACAUCAACCUUUAUAACAUGGGAAUUGGUAUACACAUUAAGACAAAUAUCGGAAGGGGAGGGUAUAUCAGGAAUAUAACAUUGUCUAAUAUUUAUAUAGAGAAUGCAAGAACAGGUAUAAAGAUUUCAGGUAGUGUUGGUGACCAUCCUGAUGAUAAAUAUGACCAUAAUGCCCUCCCAAUUGUAAAGGGUAUUAGAAUUGAGAAUGUAUGGGGUGUGAAGGUUUUGCAAGCUGGUCUUAUACAAGGAAUCAGAAAUUCUCCUUUUACUGAUAUUUGUUUAUCGGAUAUCAACCUUCGCGGAACAAAUGAAACUAAAAGUAGAACUCCGUCUUGGAAGUGUUCGGACGUGUCUGGAGUUGCUCGUCAGGUUAGUCCAUGGCCUUGUUCCGAGCUAAUCAGCAACCACUCAGGUUCAUGUGCUGAUUACACUAAUGCUUUUCGUUAA
Messenger RNA from Vicia faba (fava bean), 1353 nucleotides. The record is from the annotation of a GenBank genome assembly. NCBI's taxonomy places the organism in Eukaryota, Viridiplantae, Streptophyta, Magnoliopsida, Fabales, Fabaceae.